Molecule: messenger RNA, 1436 nt
Organism: Racocetra fulgida
Lineage: Eukaryota; Fungi; Glomeromycota; Glomeromycetes; Diversisporales; Gigasporaceae
Source: the annotation of a GenBank genome assembly
AUGACGUCUGCGGAACUAGGAAAAAUUAUUGGGCAAAGCAUCAGCCGUAAUCAAGCAUUAACUGACGGCUUAUUAAGCGAUUAUUGCCGUAGUAUUAAUAUCAGAGUAAAAAAAAAAGGUGAGUUAGAUUUUCGUCAGAUUAUUCAAGAAUAUUCGCAGAAAAGUCAACCCCAAGGAAGCUUGAUGAACCGUCCACCCAUUGUUAGCAUCAUGGGCCAUAUCGACCACGGCAAAACUACUUUAUUAGACACUAUUCGCCAAACCCAAGUCCAAAAAAAGGAGGCUGGUGGUAUAACCCAAAAAGUUAGUGUUUCCCAGGCAGAAUUUCAGGGUCAAAAAAUUACUUUUUUGGAUACUCCUGGACACAGCGACUUUAUUAAAAUGCGGCAGAGAGGAAUCUCCCUGACGGACCUGGUAGUCCUAGUAAUUGACGCCAAAGACGGAAUAAUGUCUCAAACCGCUGAAAUUAUUGAUUAUCUUCAUAAUUAUCAAUUGCCUACGCUUGUUUUCAUUAAUCACAAAAAACCUAGCGGAGAAAUAAUUGUGGUUUCUGGCAACGCCAAAGAAAAAGCUAGUGUUAAUCACCUGCUCGAAAAUGUUCUACUUUUUGCCGAUUUUAAAUCCCAUCCCCAUAACCCGGCCCAAGGAGUAGUAAUUGAUAGUUUUCUUCACCCGCAAACCGGUUCUCAAAUAAAUGAAUUAUUGAUUCAAGACGGAACCCUAAAAAUUAAGGAUAGCAUUUUCCUCAAUGGUAAAUUUGGUUCGGUCAAAAUAAUGUCUGAUAUUCAAGGCCAGAGAAGCACCACUGCCCAGCCGAGCGAUAUAGUGCAAGUAGUGGGCCUGAAUAUUCCCGCCGAAUUAGGCGACCGAUUUUUAAAAAAAAUUACUCCAACGCCCCCCUCCAGCAAGAAAAAAAAUGUUAAUUUAGUCCUGGUUGCCGAUAGCCAAAAUAGUCUGGAAGCCCUCACUGAAUUAGUGAAAAAAAAGAAUGCUCUUCAUUGUAACCUUUCCGUAGUCUACAAAGCGGUGGGAAAUUUAAACAGCUUUGCCCUGGAUUUAACGAAAAUUACUAAUAGCCAGGUUUUAAUAUUUGGUUAUCAACCUCCUCAAUCUCAGAUAAAGAUAUUGAAAGAAAAUAAUAUUUCUUUUUUUAGCAGCAAAAUUAUCUAUGAAAUUGGGGAAAAAUUGGACCAAAUUAUUGAUAGUCAACAAGAAAUAGAAGAAGUUGAGGAAAUCGUGGGAACAGCGGUCGUGAAAGUAGUUUUUGAAUUCUCCAAAGGCAAUAUUGCGGGUUGUCAAGUAACUGAGGGCAAAAUUAGCCGUAAUAAACGGGUUUAUGUGUUGCGUGGUAAAGAAGCCCAGAAAAUUUUCACCGGUGAAAUUAAAAGUUUAGAGAGCAACAAAGUGGAAAAAAACGAAGUCAGCAGUGGUCAAGA